AUCCAGAGGAUGGUGAUCUCUGGGGGGAACUUUAAACCAGACACCCUGAAGCCUAAAGAGGUGGUCAGUCUGCUGCUGGACGAUGAGGAGCUGGAGAAGAGACAUCUCUCUGAGUAGUGAGCUCCAGCCCAGCUCCCUACCUCCAGACCAGGACCCAGACCAGGAUCCAGAUCCAGACCAGGAUGAGAGCAGUAGUGACAUGCUAGUCAUCGUAGACGACCCUGUGUCUUCAGCACCACAGUCCAGGGCCACCAACUCACCUGUCAGCGUGUCUGGAUCCAUGUCGGACAACAUGAACGGUGUGUCUAAUCAGGACACGUCCAGUCCGGGGCGGGGAAGGUCUGGUAGGAGCCGGGGACGACCCAAAGGCUCUGGGUCCAGUUCUGGAGGCGGAGCCAAGUCUGCAGGGAAGGGGCGUGUCAGGAAGUCGACAGCGGGCAGCGCGGCCGCCAUGGCAGGAGCGAUGGCCGGGGCUGCAGCAGCCUCAGCAGCCUACGGAUACAGUGUGACUAAAGCAGGUCUCCCUGCAGCCUCCCCUCUUCAGCCGUCUCUGGGUCGGUCAGGGACGGCCCCGGCCUUCUCCCCCAGCAGCAGUUCCUCUCCCAAGGGGAAAGGUGGCACUGUGGCCCCCAGCCAGAGUAACCCCCAGCAGAAACAACCAGGACAUAGCCACCACCACAGUCAUGGACAUGUGACAGGAAGGAAGGGCAAGGGACCUGGCGGACCUGGGGCUCGAUAGCAUGUAGAGAUGAUGGACAUCAACACAGUACACACACACACACACACACACACACACACACAGUCCUAAGGACCUGAUAGAGGCCAGAUUGAUCCAGCCCUGUGUUCUGUGUUUUAAACAAACACAUCUGCUGCACUGACCAGCUUCAACUGUGAGCCCAUGUGACCUGCUCCACAACCAAUCAACCCAGAGGUGAGAUGUUCCUUAACCAAUCACACACCUCACUACCUGGAGGACCAUGCUAUCCCAGAAGGCAUAGCGACGGAACAAAUGGGCACUGUCGGGCAUGAUGGACACUAAACUAUUCUGUGUGUACACACACAGACCAUCAUCGCAAGGUCCAAAACACACCCUCAUCGCUUCCACCAAUCACCUCUUCCUUCAAUUAGUACCGUCCUCAGUGGACAGUUUCUGCCUCCAGCGUGUGUGUGUGUGUGUGUUGUGACCAAGAGUAUUAAGAGUAUUUCAAAGUGGUUUCUCUGUGAUGAAAAUAGACUUGGUUUUCUGUCUAAAUAGUGAAAAGCAACUACCCUGAGAAGCACCUGUCUGUGCUGUAUUGAGAACUCCCUUUUGACACUCAGUGAGUUUGCAAUACAGCGCCAGCAGACAGACAGGCACUCGGGCUUUAAGGCAACACCUUACAGCAACAAUGCAUCCACGCGUUAAGGGCUUCUAACACAUAGAGUGCUCUCUCCAAAUGGUGUUCUCCACUGAGCCAUCUCAUCCGUUAGGUAAAACAACUUGUUUAGGAUUAGAUCGGAAUGCUUGCAUCAAACACGUUAGGUUUAUGUCAUAUGUUUUAAAACACGUAGUAAUGUUGAACUACUCUUCUCUGCAUUUCAACAACAGAAUGUAAAUUCGUACCAAACAACUAAAACGGACUGCUUUUUUAAUUAUAGCUCUUAUUUUUAUAUUUAUAGACCAACCGAUGUUGUCAUAGUGACCCAUAUCAAAAAUGGCAAAUUUCAAUACCGUUCUGAAAAAAGCGUCUCUUUCUCCAUAGAGUUUAUCCCAACACAAUGAGAAAUGAAGGAAUUCUAAUAUAUAUAUUUUGUGGGAUGAGAACAGAUUGAGGGGGUAUUUUGUGGUAAAUUGAAUUCCAAAGUGGUGAGCACUGCUUAAUAAAGAUGUGUUGCUGAUCUGUUUGUGUAAAACUCUAGUGUGCUUCUGAAAUGACACCCUGUUCACUAUAUCGUGCCCUACUUUUUGAUUAAACUCUGGCCAAAAGUAGUGCACUAUUUCAGGAAUAGGGAGCCAUUUCAGUUGUAACCUAAUAGGUGUCCUUUAAAACAUAACUUGGAUUGUAAUAUGUACCAUAGAACUGAAGUUAAUUUAAAAGUGGGUAAUAAUUUAUCAGAAUUCAUGUGAACAUUGUAAAAAAUUGUAUUGAUGCCAUUUUUAUUUUUUAAAACAAGAAAGAGAGAAAAAAAAAAGUUAAACUUCUGAUCAGAGUCUUUUGUCUUUGUGAUGUCAUUCAGUGAUGUUUUGGGGUAUGAUGACUCGUGUUAAUUAAAAGUUGUUGAACUAGGGUUGCCAAAUCCUGGUAAUUUUCCCACAUUUCCCAGUUUUUUAUUUUUUAUUUUAAAUUUUAUUUUAUUUUGUUUGGAUUUUUCCCCCAGAAGUGUUGGUUGGAGGAUUCUCUGAAUUUCUGCUUAGUCAUUCCCUCGUAAUCCCACAUCUUCCAACCAGGAUUUCUAGAAAACCGGGGAAUUCUGGGAAAGUUAGCGUAAUUGUGCAACCCUAUGUGGAACCAAGCACUAUGUCUAGUUUUGAGAGUUUGUUCUGUGUUGGAUACUAUAGUGUGAUGAUGAAAUCUCUUCUCCUAUAACAUGUAAAUAAAAAAUUGAGGGCGACAUGUUGACCCCUGGUUGGUUCUUCCCCCAGUCUGCCUGUCUAUUUUUAUAGGUCAUGUGUAAAUAUGAAUACAAAGCUGUCAUUUUACUAACCGGAGAAGCCAAUUCAAAAUAAAAGAUUGAUUAAUCGA
Salvelinus sp. IW2-2015 is the source of this 2723-nucleotide messenger RNA. RefSeq names its product chromatin-remodeling ATPase INO80. The record is from RefSeq and is a predicted model, not a curated record. Lineage: Eukaryota; Metazoa; Chordata; Actinopteri; Salmoniformes; Salmonidae.